Molecule: messenger RNA, 1276 nt
Organism: Micropterus salmoides (largemouth bass)
Lineage: Eukaryota; Metazoa; Chordata; Actinopteri; Centrarchiformes; Centrarchidae
Product: DENN domain-containing protein 11-like
Exons: 8
Coding region: 142-1239 (365 amino acids)
Cellular component (GO): cytoplasm
Source: RefSeq, a predicted model, not a curated record
GAAUGAAUUCCAAGGAAUCCAGAUGGGCUGUGUCAGAAAUAAUGCGAUAAUAUAUUUACAGUCUGGUCGUGUAUCAGUGUUUUGUCUGCUCGCCUGUGUGUUUUAAUAUGAUCUCUCUGUUGUGUGGGUGUGAUAGGAAACAUGCUGGAGUGGUGUCUGCCCAAAGACAUGGAUCUGGAGGGAGUGGAGUUCAAAGCCAUCGCCAGCGGCUCCCACCGAGUCACCACAGACUUCAUCUACUUCCGGAAGGGCUGCUACUUUGGCCUCGCCUGUUUUGCCAACAUGCCAGUCGAGAGCACGGUGGAGAGGGGGGCGAGGAUGAAGUCGGUAGGGAUCCUCUCUCCUUCCUACACCCUGCUCUACCGCUACAUGAGCUUCCUGGAGCACCAGGUUCGGCUCCAGCUUCAGUCCCCAGGCCACUACUCUCCCCUGGAGGCCUUCUAUGAGGACAAGAGAGCACUUCUGCCCCCCAGUGGUGAUGGUGUCAUUACUACAUGUCCAGCCAAUGCCUGGGGAGCUGCAAUCAAUCACAGCAUGCACCCUGAGAUGAAGAUCACCCACCCUGCAGGCUGUAUGUCCCAGUUCAUCCGCUUCUUCGGGGAGCAGAUCAUGGUGCUGUGGAAACUGGCUCUCCUACGCAGACGCAUCCUCAUCUUCUCCCCUCCACCAGUGGGCGUGGUCUGCUACAGAGUGUACUGCUGCUGUUGCCUGGCAAACAUCUCCAUACCCGGCAUCGGCAUCACUGUGCCCGAGUUCCGCCCCUUCUUCUAUGUUAAUGUGGCCGAUAUCAGUGCCCUGGAGAACGAGCUCUCCUACGUAGCAUGUACUACUGAGAAGAUCUUUGAGGAGAAGAAGGAUCUGUAUGAUGUGUAUGUAGACAAUCAGAAUGUAAAGACCUGCAGAGACGGCCUGAAGCCUCUGCUCCGCCUCAGCACCGCAGACAGGGAGAAAUAUCGCAAACUCACCGAGCAGAGGCAGAUGUUGCUAUACUCCCAGGAGGAGAAUGGAGACUGUGUGUCCAGUGAAGAGGAUCUCUUUAUUCUGUUUUUCUUGGAGCAGAACAACAGGAUUUUCCAGACCCUCAGUGAGGUGGCCGGGAGCCCCGAUCCCACACUGACCCAGGAGACUGUGAGGGCCAUGGGUCUGGAUCCCCAUGGAGACAGGCUGUUCCUGCUCCACCUGAUGGAGAUCUAUGGCUAUGACACCCUGCUUGUGUCAGAGCAGCUGUGCUGCAGUUGAGACAUCAGAUGACCAUCUUUCCACCUUUCAUCACUGC